AUGAUGUUUCGUUAUCCAAACCCCCCUAGACAAAAUUUCACACUGACAUUCAUCAACAACAAGAAAAGUGUCCGGCGACUUAGCGCUGAGAACGCAGCAAAGCAUCGCCAGGCAAUCUUCACGGAAAACGAGCGUCUACAAAUGAGUGACUCUGUGAGUAACUCGGUGCCUUGGAGGGAUACCCAGCAAGCUUUACUCGAUUUAAAACGAGUUGAAUCUAGUCCCAACUCCACCGAGCCUUUCUCAAUCUUUCAUGGGCCAUUUGGGGUUUCUAGAUUUUCAAAGUCUUCUGAGCUUGGGGAACAGCCCUUAGAACCAGAAGUGCCUUCACUAUCCGCUCUUGAUUGGAUAGACGACCUCACUCACGUCACACGAGAGGAGGGUUUAGAUGAUUUAGAUGAUGGGUUGUUCUCUAGUCUCCUCUCUGAUUCAGAAAAUAAUCUGAACGACCAUCCUGGGUUCUGGGACUUGGUAGAUCCAGGCUUUCAGGGCAUGGAAACAAGCCCAUUCAUGAGAAAUCAGAUUUCACCUUCACUAUCAUUGUUCACCACCGAUAUUGAAGCUUGGACGAUUCUUUCCCACUACAAAGACAGGAUAGUACCUCUGGUCUGUCCUUUUGGCCAUGGCCAAGAAGCACCAUGGCUGAAUCUGGUGAUGCCUUGCGCGGUGGCUACACUAGGAGAGCUUACAAUCAACAGCAGUACAAAUAACGCCCGGCUUGCGCUUCUAAAUGCACUUUUAAGUACCAGCGCCUUUCACCUGGGACAAAGUUCCGCCGUGUGCAUUCAGCAUUGGAUCACCAGCGGUAAUCUAUAUUUGACGCGUGCGCAAUAUCAUUUCGCGAAGUGCAUGGAAGAGAACUGCACGUCAGCGACAAAGCUCAGCAAGUACAAGGAUAUUUUGAUGGCUAUCUUGAGUCUUUCGGCUGUUUAUAUGAUCAAGGGCGACCCCGAGAAGCAUCUGUCCUGUCUCGUUCAAGCUGAAAAGAUCAUUUCUAUCAAAGGAUUCAAACAAUUUAUAGUAUCGCCCAAAAGAAGAGCGCUGCAUCAUUGCUACGCUUAUAUGCGAAUCUUAGCAGAGACUACAUGCCUCGCCGAUGGUCUGAGCACAGGUUUUGGGGACACAACAAUCUUCAGUGAGGAUGCAGAUAACUUAGAAUUCCGAAUCCACCCUGAUAUUGCAUUUUCCGACAACAUUAUGGCCAUGGAGAAGGACCCGAAUAUCGCACAGCGUGAUCUACACUUGGCAAUUCCUGGCCGAUGGAGUCUGACGCUCUUCCCGAAAAUGUACGGAGUUGCUGAGAGUUUUCUCAUGCUUCUAUCACAGGUGAUCCGCCUUGCAAAUGAGCGCGACCUCUCUUUACUUGAAAAUGAGGCUGGAGGAAUGCUUAAUUUGAAGGACUUUUGGCUUCGAGCAAAAGCACUAGAGAAAGCAAUUCACGUUCUUCUAUCAUCUUUCACGAUGGGAAUUGUUCGCGACGACGAUGCGAGCCAGAUCGAGGUCAAUAAUCCGAGAGCGCAAACUUUCGAGAAGUUGAUGCCGUGA
Messenger RNA from Penicillium macrosclerotiorum, 1545 nucleotides. RefSeq lists its product as uncharacterized. The record is from RefSeq and is a predicted model, not a curated record. Lineage: Eukaryota; Fungi; Ascomycota; Eurotiomycetes; Eurotiales; Aspergillaceae. The transcript is spliced from 4 exons. The coding region runs from base 1 to 1545 and encodes 514 amino acids.